Gadus chalcogrammus (walleye pollock) is the source of this 1872-nucleotide messenger RNA. RefSeq names its product nucleoredoxin (gene nxn). The record is from RefSeq and is a predicted model, not a curated record. NCBI's taxonomy places the organism in Eukaryota, Metazoa, Chordata, Actinopteri, Gadiformes, Gadidae. Gene Ontology annotation, molecular function: thioredoxin-disulfide reductase (NADPH) activity. The transcript has 8 exons. Bases 585 to 1841 code for a protein of 418 amino acids.
GAUUUAGCUCUUAGCUAAAAAAACUCCGUAAUGUUUUGCUAAUAUCUUUAAAAUUACAUGUCGUGAUGUGUUCUCGGUCGACUUUAAUAACCAGUAAGGGAAUCAUCUCCUCACCUUACCAUCUUGUUACAUCGCUUAACACACGAUAUCUACUACACUUUAUUCAUUUCGACACAAGCUAUCAAUUUGACGUUGGGAAUGGAGGUUUGACCGCCGUAAAUGUGAUUAAAACGCUAUAAAAUGAAGCCUUUCAUGGGUCCUAAAUAUGUUAAAAUAUUAAAAUAUGGAUUUUGAUUUACAAAGUGUUGUUUAGAGAAAAGAACGCGACCGCUUUGGCCGUCAGGGCAACACAACGAGGGCAGCAUUCCUCCACACCUCUCCCAUUAGAGGGGACUGGUAACCAGUGGGCGCAGCGCAGGUCCAGUCGAGCUCCCCGUCUGAACGCUGCACGCCGCGGCUCCUGGUUCUCAAGCAAAGCUACAUCGGAGGAGGAAGAACAGGGGGUUUUCGGAUAUCAUCCAACCCAGUGACUGUAUGCAACGUUCGGCUGAUAGAAGCAGAGCCCGUCGUGUUGGAGGAUUAGGAUGUCGGAGUUCCUGGUGAGUCUGCUCGGAGAGCGUCUGGUCGACAGUGAGCAAGCCGAGGUGGACGUGCAGGCGCUGGGCGGCAGGUUGUCCCUGGUCGGGCUCUACUUCGGCUGCAGCCAGAACGCCCCGUGCAAGCAGUUCAAUGCCAGCCUGUGUGAGUUUUACAGCAAAUUUAAGAAAACCUCUGAACAUAAGGAUAAAUUGGAGAUCGUCUUCAUCUCGUCCGACCAGGACCAGAAACAUUGGCAGGACUUUUUACAGGAGAUGCAAUGGCCUGCGUUGCCGUUCAAAGACAGACACAAAAAGAUGAGGCUGUGGAACAAGUACAAGGUGACCAGCGUGCCGUCGCUGGUGUUCGUGGACGCGGCCACGGGGAAGGUGGUCUGUCGGAACGGGCUGCUGGUGGUCCGGGACGACCCUAAAGGCCUGGAGUUCCCGUGGGGGGCCAAGCCGUUUGCGGAGGUGGUGGCCGGGCCCCUGCUGAGGAACAACCGGCAGGCGGCGGACAGCGGCUCCCUGGAGGGCCACUACGUCGGGGUCUACUUCUCAGCACACUGGUGCCCCCCGUGUCGCAGUCUGACCCGGGUCUUGGUGGAGUCGUACCGUGCCAUCAAGGAGUCGGGUCAGAAGUUUGAGAUUGUGUUUGUCAGCGCAGACAGGUCUGAGGAGUCGUUCCAACAGUACUUCAGCGAGAUGCCCUGGCUGGCCGUCCCCUAUUCAGACGAGGCGCGCCGCUCACGGCUCAACAGGCUCUACGGGAUACAAGGGAUCCCGACCCUCAUCCUAUUGGACGCGGAGGGUCACAUGAUCACGCGCCAGGGCCGCGUGGAGGUGCUGAACGACCCCGGCUGCCUGCUGUUCCCAUGGCACCCGCGGGCCGUGCUGGAGCUCAGCGAGACCAACGCCGUGCAGCUGCAUGAGGGGCCCUGCCUGGUGCUGUUCGUGGACGCCGAGGAGGAGGGGGAGCUGGAGCCGGCCAAGGAGCUGGUCCAGCCCGUCGCCCUCAAGCUCAUGGCCGCGUCCAAGGCCAAGGACGAGGAGAUGCCCCUGCUGUUCUUCGUGGCCGGAGAGGACGACAUGACGGACUCCUUGCGGGACUACACCAACCUGCCCGAGGCGGCGCCGCUGCUCACCAUCCUGGACAUGUCCGCCCGCGCCAAGUACGUGCGCGACGUGGAGGAGAUCACGCAGGACGUCGUCGACCAGUUCGUCAGCGACUUCCUGGACGAGAAGCUCAAGCCAGAGCCCAUCUGAGGACCGGACCCCCGCGUCUAAAGACUCAAAG